Messenger RNA from Peromyscus leucopus (white-footed mouse), 668 nucleotides. RefSeq names its product ADP-ribose glycohydrolase OARD1-like. Lineage: Eukaryota; Metazoa; Chordata; Mammalia; Rodentia; Cricetidae. Bases 314 to 508 code for a protein of 64 amino acids. The record is from RefSeq and is a predicted model, not a curated record. Gene Ontology annotation, biological process: peptidyl-glutamate ADP-deribosylation. The transcript has 3 exons.
GAUGACUCCCGCACAAACUCUCCUGCGGGACCCCAGGACCGACCCUCCUUAGGGUGGGAGGAGAGACUGGGAAGUUCUUGUAGACUUUGCUUCCUGCACUCUGGGAGCGAUGGUGAUCUUCCCCGGACCGCACACCUCAGUUCGAUUCACUCUGAUUGCAGCUCAAAGGCACUGUGCAGAGCCCCUCCUAUUUUCGUCUAAGCCCUAUCCUCUGGGAAAAUAGCAGCCCAUUCUAAAAUCUACCCUGCUAGGAGGCGGUUUGAAGUUAGGAGCAGAAGAAACUCUUAAAUUCUGGAAAUAGCGACUCAGUAUCAUGGCCGGCCGCCUUAAUGAAGAUCCAGAAGGAAGUCGAAUCACUUAUGUGAAAGGAGAUCUUUUCGAAUGUUCCAAAACAGACUCUUUAGCCCAUUGUAUCAGUGAGGAUUGUCGAAUGGGUGCUGGAAUAGCUGUUCUCUUCAAGAAGAAGUUUGGAGGGGUACAGGAACUGUUAAAUCAACGUGAGUUUUGAGAGUAGCCUAUUUCAUCCUUGCUGAAGCAUGGUUUGGUCUCCUAGUACACUCUGUUUACAUGUGUAUUCAAAGAGAUUUCUAACUAGUGCUUUUAACUUUUCAGGGUUUUUUUUGUUUUGUUUUGUUUUAAUUUCCUCACAAGAAUAGCCUCUGGUUUGG